This is a messenger RNA of Nymphaea colorata (pocket water lily), 2163 nucleotides long. Its product is annotated as probable dolichyl pyrophosphate Man9GlcNAc2 alpha-1,3-glucosyltransferase. The record is from RefSeq and is a predicted model, not a curated record. Gene Ontology annotation, molecular function: dolichyl pyrophosphate Man9GlcNAc2 alpha-1,3-glucosyltransferase activity. The transcript is spliced from 8 exons. The coding region runs from base 452 to 2029 and encodes 525 amino acids. Gene Ontology annotation, cellular component: endoplasmic reticulum membrane. Gene Ontology annotation, biological process: protein N-linked glycosylation. Lineage: Eukaryota; Viridiplantae; Streptophyta; Magnoliopsida; Nymphaeales; Nymphaeaceae.
GCCUUUUCGGCAUUACUCGAUCUCAGUUUUCAGACAAUCGAGUCGGUAUCUUGGCCAGUUUGAGAGUAUCGGGUUUCGCGGCAAAUCCCGUCUCUGUCCCGUCUUUCUCUCUCGCAUUGCUGCCCGCCUCUCCGUGCCCUAGGCGUCUCCGGCGACGGCGUUUCCUCCAACGAGGUCUUCCUCUCACUUCCUUUUGCGUCAUUUUGGAUUUUCUCCAAUGUCGGGCCAGUUACCACCAGCAAACAAUGACUUUUUGUACAUUUGCCCGUAGCGGUGGCAGCUUCUUCAAUCUUACCUGCUCAGUUGGGAACCCCCUUAUCUAAUGCUCCUCAGAGUAGCAGUGAUAUGUGUGUCCAAACAAAUGCUUGAUCCUCUUGCAUAGUCCAUACCCAUUACAGAAUUGUUCCAUCACAUAUUUUAGCUGCUUUCUGAUGCAUCAUCUGUAAUUGCAAUGGCUGAUUAUCCUUCACCACCUUCAUCAUCAUCUCUUGCAAGAGCCAAAAACAAAAAUGGAGGAAGUGGAGGAGAAACUCUUGCUCAGAAUUUGCAAUCUGCUUGGUUUCUCCAUGGAAGAGCUAUAGCUCUUUGUGUGGUCCUUCUGUUUGCCUUCUUAGUUCGUCUUCUCACUUCUUUGAGUUCCCACUCUGGAGAAGGAAUUCCACCCAAGUAUGGAGAUUAUGAAGCACAGAGGCAUUGGAUGGAGAUCACUCUCAACACUCCCAUGAAAGAGUGGUAUAGGAACACGACAUACAAUGAUCUUGCUUACUGGGGCCUUGACUAUCCUCCUCUUACAGCAUACCAGAGUUACGUGCACUCCUUGUUCCUUCAUAAGUUCGACCCUGAUUCAGUCGCUUUGGGUUCUUCUAAGGGUUACGAAACCCCCUUCAGUAAGCUGCUGAUGAGGUGGACCGUCUUAUCAUCUGAUGCACUUGUACUUUUUCCAGCUGCUGUCUGUUUUGUGAUAUAUUAUUAUAUCAAUCGCAAGGAUGAAGAAAUGGCUUGGCUUCUUGCUAUGAUCUUACUUAAUCCAAGUUUGAUUUUAAUAGAUCAUGGACACUUUCAGUACAACUGCAUAAGCUUGGGGCUGACACUUGGAGCAAUUGCUGCAAUCUUGUCCAAGAAUGAUCUAGUUGCUUGUGCUCUCUUCAGUCUGGCACUCAAUCAUAAGCAGAUGACUGCAUAUUUUGCUCCUGCGUUUUUUGGCCAUCUCUUGGGAAAAUGCCUAAAGCAUCGGAGUCCAAUUUUUGAGGUCUUGAAAUUGGGAAUAACAGUCACGGCAACAUUCAUUGUUAUCUGGUGGCCCUAUCUUCACUCCAUGGAAGCAGUCUUGGAGGUUUUGUCCCGUUUAGCACCAUUUGAAAGGGGAAUUUAUGAGGAUUACGUGGCUAACUUUUGGUGUAGUACAUCCUUUUUUGUGAAGUGGAAACGGUUGUUCGGCAUAAGGGAGUUGCGAUGGCUUAGCCUGCUUGCAACCCUUGCUGCUGCUUCUCCAUCAAUGAUACAGCAGAUAAAAGCUCCAAGCAGUCGAGGGUUCCUUUAUGCUUUAGUCAACAGUUCCUUUGCUUUCUAUCUGUUCUCAUUCCAAGUUCACGAGAAGUCAAUAUUGUUGCCUCUGUUACCUGCAAGUCUUCUGGCAUUAGAAGAAACGACCUUUUUCAACUGGUUCAGUUACUAUGCUCUUCUAUCAAUGUACCCUUUGCUUUGCCGUGAUGGGUUGAUAGUGCCACACGUUGCUCUUCUUUCCCUCUUCUUUCUUGUUUCUUAUGCACGAUGUGGACAGCAUGGUAAAGGUCCAAUGAUUUCCUCCCGUUUGAAAGCUCCGAUGGCCAUUUCCUUUCUUUUCUCUGUUAUUCUUUAUGGCGCUUAUUUAUCUGUUAGGCCUCCUCAGAAGUAUCCGUUUCUAUUUGAUGCCCUUAUAAUGAUUCUUUGCUUCUCUCAGUAUUUAGCUCUUGCAGCUUAUUCCAAUGUCAAGCAAUGGAUGUUAUCCGAUGUGCUUAUGUAUGAGAGCAAAGAAAAAAAGAGGCUUUGACACAAUUAAAUGGGAGUUACAUUAUCAUCAAUAUUACUAUUUUUGACUUGCUGAUUGUGACGUAUUGAUCCAUGUUAUUGAACGGUUUGCUGUAUCUUAUGCUUGGUAUGAGAAAAGACAUAGAAUGUCAUGUA